Messenger RNA from Phragmites australis (common reed), 2181 nucleotides. Its product is annotated as F-box/kelch-repeat protein At1g30090-like. Lineage: Eukaryota; Viridiplantae; Streptophyta; Magnoliopsida; Poales; Poaceae. Bases 589 to 1809 code for a protein of 406 amino acids. The transcript is spliced from 2 exons. The record is from RefSeq and is a predicted model, not a curated record. Gene Ontology annotation, molecular function: protein binding.
GAAAAUUAGAGGAGAAGAGCAGGUCCAACAGAUGGUGAGGGCGUGGGGCCCGGCCACCGAACAAGGUGUUGAAAUCGCAGAGGGAGAGAGAGAGAGAGCUAGCUUUCCCUGCUACUAAUUGGUUUGGUUUGGUUUGCUUUGCUUUGACCCUUAUUUGGUGUUGCUGUUGGUGGCUGUUCGAAGAACAGCAUCAGGUAGCUGAUAAUGGCAGGGAGAUCCUUUUCCCUCUCCUGCAGACCUCCUCCCAUUCUCCUCUGUGUGUCCCUGAGCUAGAGAAACAACAUCACCAAGCAAGAAGAGAGGGGCAGGGAAGGAGAAGGCACAGGCAUCUGUUCUUGCAGGGAGGGAUUCAGGUUGGUUGGUUCUCCAGUGAUUUUUGGAAGGCCCAGAAAUUGGGGAUUUUCCCCAUGUGCAAGAAUUAGUGCUUAGUUGUUCAUGAUCCCAGCGUUCUCCGCACCAAAAUAGCAACAAACUCGUGAGGACCUUCAUUUGUCGGUGCCCUGUGAGAAGGCUUCGGUUGCUGAAGAUUUCAUUUCCUGCAGAGGGCACUGUUGGUGUCCCCUUCGAUUUUGCAAUCCAAGACAGAGUAUGCGGCGUGUCCGAGUCUCGUCCCACCAGUCUCCUGUCCACAAGCUAGGCGACUCACAGAUGAAACUGACACCCAAAUUCCGGUUUGCCACGACCUCUGCAUUGCCGUCGCCGGUUCCAUCCUCGGAUUUGGAGCAGUCCUCAUGGGAGACACCACUGAUACCUGGUCUCCCUGAUGACGCCGCACUCAACUGCCUCCUCCGGCUGCCUGUUGAAGCGCAUGAUGCCUGCAGGCUUGUGUGUCGCCGGUGGCAUCACCUCCUGGCCGACAAGGCACGAUUCUUCAUGCAGAGGAAGUUGCUGGGAUUCCAUACUCCAUGGCUGUUCACCCUGGCGUUUCACCGUUGCACCGGUAAGAUAGAGUGGAAGGUGCUGGACCUGAACUACCUAACCUGGCAUACGAUUCCCACCAUGCCGUGCCGGGACCGGGCUUGCCCACGUGGGUUUGGUUGUGUUGCAAUCCCCAGCGAUGGCACCCUUCUUGUUUGCGGUGGUCUGGUCUCUGAUAUGGAUUGCCCAUUACACUUGGUCCUCAAGUAUGAGAUCUACAAGAACAGAUGGACGGUGAUGACCCGAAUGCUCGCUGCUCGGUCUUUCUUUGCUGGUGGUGUGAUUGAUGGACAGGUUUACGUUGCUGGAGGUUAUAGUGCGAACCAGUUUGAACUCAAUUCUGCAGAGGUUCUUGAUCCGGUUAAAGGUGUUUGGCAACCAGUCGCUAAUAUGGGCAUGAACAUGGCUUCUUCUGAUUCAGCUGUCAUCAAUGGUAGGCUUUAUGUCACUGAAGGGUGUGCAUGGCCUUUCUUCUCGUCGCCGAGAGGACAAGUGUAUGAUCCGAAAAUCAACCGCUGGGAGGCAAUGCCAGCUGGAAUGCGUGAAGGAUGGACAGGAUUAAGUGUGGUCAUUGACGAACAUCUGUUUGUCAUUUCAGAGUAUGAGAGGAUGAAGGUUAAGAUCUAUGAUCCAGAGACGGAUUCAUGGGACUCGGUCAAUGGCCCAGCGAUGCCUGAGCGGAUUAUGAAACCCUUCUCCGUCAGUUGUCUGGACAGAAAGAUAGUUGUUGUUGGCCGAGGUCUCCAUGUAGCGAUUGGCCACGUCAAGAAGCAACCUGGUAGCAUUUCUGGUAACAGGAGUUCAAGCUACUCCAUUUGUUGGCAAGAUGUGGAUGUUCCUAGGGAAUUCAGCGAUCUGACACCUUCGAGCAGCCAGAUUCUGCAUGCUUAACUGCUCGUAAAGCCAUGGUAAUUGCAGAAAGACACAGCUGAUCAUCCUUGUUCCGCUUUCUGAUUGGCCAACUAUUUAAACUGCCCCUUCGAGCUGUACAAUUGUACAAUUGUUGUGUCCUGUAUGUUAGACUAUUUUCUAGUCAGAGCUCUAUAGUCUGGAGAUGCUGUACCAGUAAAGACAUAAAUUAAGCUUCUUUUCAAGGAAAAGACGAAAUAAAUUGAGACAUUGCUGUAAGUAGAUAUCUGUCGGUUCUUGGACGGGAUUCUUGUAUUUUUGCUUUUUGCUCUUUACAUUGAACAGAAUAGUUGCUGAGUGCAUUCUGCCAAUGUUGCAUUACAUAGUUGACAACCUGAUCGUGUAAAUUUUCAA